Messenger RNA from Sphaeroforma arctica JP610, 1133 nucleotides. RefSeq lists its product as hypothetical. The transcript has 3 exons. Lineage: Eukaryota; Ichthyosporea; Ichthyophonida. Bases 1 to 474 code for a protein of 157 amino acids. The record is from RefSeq and is a predicted model, not a curated record.
AUGGAGCGCUUCUGCGAAGUGUACAACUUAUUUAAAAAUCUGGAGUGGUACCAGGUGUUCGCGAGAUUACAGUCUACAUCCAAGAACAAGUUCACCAUCAACACUACCACCUUUAACACUACCGCCAUUAACACUACCGCCAAUAACACUACCGCUGGCUUCCCAGUUAUUCUGGCUUUAAUCUCACUCGUGGGCGUAGAGCUGCUGCACUGUCUGUGUCGCAUCCCGUUAGACGCCGAGACGAUACACCUACCAUACAUCAUCAGCAGUGUGAUGGGUCUUACGGCCAACAGCCUGUACUACACCGGCCAAGGCUUGGGCUAUCUAGGUCAGCAACGCAUCCCCCCGCGGAACAGGCACAUGCCUGAGUACGCACCGCACAGUGAGACGUACAGGAGUGGCUAUGAAGGUGCUGAUAGCGCUCAGAAGCAUCAGGGUAGUGGCCCGGGGGCGCGAACGGGGACUGCGAGUUAGGAGAGGAGUGUGGCUGACCUGUGCAUGUUCGUGUACGUGUGUGUGUGAUGACACGUGGUGUUGUAUGCACGUACACAGGGUUUGCAAGUAUAAGAAGUAUAAGAGUGGGGUGGUGAGCGAUGCACAUACAGCUCGGGCCAUCGUUAGAACAGAUUGGCAUGGAAGGCGGUGUGGGUGGAGAACUGGUGAAUACUCACUCUCUCUCUCUCACGCACACACAUGUGUGCCAAAGGUAAACCCUAAACCCUAGGGGAGGCAACCUGGUUCACCACUAUCCGCCAGCCCAGAGAUGAAGGAUUCUACACGCACAACCUGGUACACAUACAAGACCCGUGUGUACAGGUCGGCCUCCUGAAACGUCACACACACAUGCACAUACAUGUACGUGCACACACAAUUGAACACAAAUAUGCCCAGAUGCGAAUCCAAAACCAACACACGUGUACGCACCUUCAAAGGCGUGCGCUGGGCACUCGCUUUCCUCUAGGGGUUCAGGGUUUAAGCGAUGCAGAGUCGCGGGUACAAUCAGCCAGCCAGCGCUGCAAAGUGCUGGACGGGUAGAUGAUACUCUUACGAGGACAAAGAAGCAUGGCAACAAUCAACAAGCGCACCUACGGCAUAUGCGCACCCCAAUUCGUACGCAAAUGGUUAGUAUAGGG